Messenger RNA from Cinclus cinclus, 1002 nucleotides. RefSeq names its product X-C motif chemokine receptor 1 (gene XCR1). Gene Ontology annotation, cellular component: membrane. Lineage: Eukaryota; Metazoa; Chordata; Aves; Passeriformes; Cinclidae. The transcript has a single exon. The record is from RefSeq and is a predicted model, not a curated record. Gene Ontology annotation, biological process: chemotaxis; G protein-coupled receptor signaling pathway; immune response. Gene Ontology annotation, molecular function: chemokine receptor activity. Bases 1 to 1002 code for a protein of 333 amino acids.
AUGGAUGAAGGAUAUUUAGAUGGUAAUUACUCAUAUGAAUACCCUCAUGAAACCAACAUCUGUGAAAUGGGUGACUAUUUCACAUUUAACAUCUAUCUCACUGCUGUCCUCUACAGUCUGGUAUUUUUUCUCAGUCUGCUAGGAAACACUUUGGUGUUAUGGAUCCUAUUGAAAUGUGAAAACCUUACAUCUUUAACAAACAUCUUCAUCAUGAAUCUCUGUAUCUCUGAUUUAGUUUUCUCCUGCAUGCUGCCUUUUUGGGUAGUGGACCAGUCCUUUGGAUGGAUUUUUGGUGAGUUCCUUUGCAAAGCAUCAAAUGCUGUUUUCUCCAUUGGCUACUACAGCGGUGUUUUCUUUUUGACUCUCAUGACUAUCCUGAGGUACUUGUUUGUGGUGAACCCCCUUUCAACUCUGAGAUCCCAGACACAGUGCUGUGGUGUUCUGGUGUCCUUGGCUGUUUGGACUGUUAGCAUAUUAAUUGUGGUUCCUGAGGUGAUUCACACCACAGUGCAAGAAGACUUGGAAGAGUACAGGUUCUGUGAUUAUGCUGAUGGGAACUGGAAAAAGGUGGACAUUUAUGUGAGAAAUGUACUCUUCCUGCUUUCCUUUGGAAUCAUCAUAUUCUGUUAUGUCAAGAUACUCAUAAUCCUGCUUAGAGCAAGAUCUCGCAGAAAGCACAGAACUGUGAGACUCAUCCUCAUUAUUGUGGUGGCUUUUUUCCUGUGCUGGGCACCCUACAACAUCCUCAGCUUUCUGACUACUUUUCCAUCACCCACCUGUCAGUAUGAGAAAGACUCCAACCUUGCCUUUCACAUCAGUCGUAAAAUUGCUUUCUCCCACUGCUGCCUCAACCCUGUGCUCUAUGUAUUUGUUGGAGUCAAGUUCAAGAAGCAUUUGGAACAGUUAUGCAGUCUGUGUUUACACUGCAGCAAUGGCCAAGCCUCCAGCACCAGGAUCUGCUAUGAAGGAAAAUUCCAGCAUGAAGGGGCAUCCGUCUACUGA